GCAGAUGGCAUUGUUCUGCAAGGUUGCUGAUGGCCAUUAUUAAGCUUCCCACUUCUUCAGCCUGAGAGAUGACGACAUGCUUCACUGUAACUCCACCAAAGAAUUUCUGGGCUUAGUGCUCAUUGUAACAAAAACGAUUGGCCCAGCAGUAGAGAGGGCGGGGUGUGCAGUGGUGCAUUUGCAGGGGACAAGUCCGCCUCCUCAAUACAUGCUAAUUUCAUCAAAGCUAGAAUGAAGAUUCUAUUCUUCAUUCUGGAGGCUCUCCAACUCCCUUUGAAGUUCAUAAAGUUCCUUACUGGCCCUCUGAGGAAAAAAGCAGCUGCCGCCUGGCCUGCUCCACUUCCUCCUCCACACGGCCCAAACGCCGCAGCAGCUGCUGUGGUCUGUGGGCAAAGCAUCAGGACACACUUGAUGUCUGCCGGCUCUUCUGGGAUGAUUGCAAUCAACGGAUGUGGUUCGCUUUACCGGAGACUCAACGUGGAUGUGAAAAACAGGCUGGCUGUUGAUCUUUUCUGCGCUUCGGGGGACAAUGUGCAACACCUCAGAACCAAAUCAUCUUUUGACAACAAUGAUGGGGAUGAUGAAGAUGGUAAUAACGACAAUGAAGUAACGUCGAGACUCGGAGGAGACAGCAGGGGAAUUAACGUGACGUCACACGCCGCGGACAUUGACCCAGUGGUCCAGGCCAUUCAAGGGGGGGAUGCGGAGGCCGUAAAGAAGCAGGCAGCGUCUUCCUCUCACAGUCUGAUGAGGGAGAACAAAGAAGGCUGGAUCCCUUUGCAUCAUGCAGCCUUCGGCGGACAGUAUGAGUGCUUGAGGACCUUGCUGAAUGCACAUCCAAGUUCUGCAGACAAACGUACCCUGCAGGAACAGACGGGCUUACUGCUUGCUGCUUCCGGUGAUCAUUUGUUGUGUGUGAAGUGUCUGCUGGAGGCUGGAGCUGAUCCUGACAUCUGCAACAAAAACAAAGAAACCCCUUUGUACACAGCCUGCAGGUUGGACAAUUCGGACAUGGUGCGCCUCAUCCUCUCGUUCGGGGCCUCUGUGAACCAGAGGUGUGCUCAGGGAUGGACAGCCCUUCACGAGGCCGUAUCCAGGAACAACACAACGCUGUGUGACAUUCUCGUCGGGGCCGGAGCCACGAUUAACCCCUCGAACACCUACAGCAUUACGCCACUCAUUGUAGCAGCCUGGCUGGGUCGCUUGAAAGCGCUGAAUUACCUCAUUGGAAAGGGUGCUGAUGUGAACAUGCAGACUUGCGACGGUGUGACGGCGCUGCAUGAGGCCAGUAAAAAUGGCCACAAGGAAAUUGUGGCAGUGUUGCUGUCCAGAAAUGCAGACGCAAAUAAGACGACUGCCUCAGGAUUGCUCCCUCUGCAUGUUGCAGCGCAACACGGAAACCAAGAGGUGGUGAGCCUGCUCGUCCCCGUGACGAGUCGCAGCAGGCUCCGGCACAGCGGGAUCAGCCCUCUGCACUUGGCAGCUGAGCACAACAGGCCGCAAGUGGCAGUUGUGCUCCUCAAGGCAGGCGCAGAUGUCAAUGCCACACUGGCCUCCACGCGCUCGGCACGCUAUUCAGACGGACGCACUACGGCUCUCGGCUUCGCCGUCGCCAACGGGUCGGCGGAGACCGCCGAGGUGCUCCUGAACGCCGGUGCCACCACAGACCUGGACCCCGUUAGCCCUUUGCUGCUUGCCGUGCAAAGGGGUAGCGCAGCCACCGUUUCGCUGCUCCUGCAGAAGGGGGCCGACGUCAAUGCAAGAAUCCCGUCCUGGGUCACGACGUUCCCACCGGUUGUUGCUCUCUGCAUGGAUAACCUGCCUCUACUCAAGUGUCUUCUGAACAGCGGCUGUGACGCCCUCUCCUGCUUCUUCUGCCCAUACGGCGGAGCCCCUCAUCCGGAACAUUCCCAUAUUAGAGCCAUUGGCGACCUGUCUUCCUUAAACUCCAGUGGACCAGCACAUGAAGCAACACAGUUCUGUGAAUGGAUUUCAUCAUCAUUUAUGAGCAAAUGGGCUGGACCCAUCGUAGACAUGCUGCUGGAGCACGUCACUCAUGUUCAGCUGUGCAGCAAACUCUCUCAACUCCUUGAGAGCCGCCACGAAUGGGUCGCUGUGAAGAGGAAGUCGUUGUCACCUCGUCCACUGCGUCAUCUCUGCAGAAUGAAUGUUCGCAGCCACGUGGGCCCACACAGACUGAAAUUCCUUUCAAGUUUACCUCUACCGGGACGACUGAUUGCGUACCUCACUGCGAUGGAUUGAUGACAUUAAGAUGAGUUCACAAGACAUCUCAGUCUUUAAGUACAUUUAUAUUUGUCUGUCUUUUUGAAAACCCAAUAUAUCUCAUCUGGAUGAUAUGUAUAUUUAUAAACCCUGUGAUGUGGCUU
Syngnathoides biaculeatus (alligator pipefish) is the source of this 2387-nucleotide messenger RNA. RefSeq names its product ankyrin repeat and SOCS box protein 2-like. Gene Ontology annotation, molecular function: RNA nuclease activity; RNA binding; protein binding. The record is from RefSeq and is a predicted model, not a curated record. Gene Ontology annotation, biological process: intracellular signal transduction; RNA processing. Bases 232 to 2262 code for a protein of 676 amino acids. The transcript is spliced from 13 exons. Lineage: Eukaryota; Metazoa; Chordata; Actinopteri; Syngnathiformes; Syngnathidae.